Pomacea canaliculata is the source of this 2581-nucleotide messenger RNA. Its product is annotated as multiple epidermal growth factor-like domains protein 11. Bases 99 to 2348 code for a protein of 749 amino acids. Lineage: Eukaryota; Metazoa; Mollusca; Gastropoda; Architaenioglossa; Ampullariidae. The transcript has 18 exons. Gene Ontology annotation, molecular function: scavenger receptor activity. The record is from RefSeq and is a predicted model, not a curated record.
GUGCGUGUCAGGCUACUGGGGGCUGUGAUUAUAGAAACAUUUGCCUCCCCACAGACACCUGCAGAAAACGUAACGUAGCUCUCGGCAAACAAGCGAUCAUGAGUUCCACCUAUAACAGUCCAAAGUACAACGAGGUAUCUGGUCCUGCAUGUCUGGCCGUCAAUGGGAACACUGACACCAUCUUCAGAUCCAUCAACCAGUUUCCAGCGAACCCCAACUGUGUCCACACUGCGGAUGAAGACAUGAGUCCCUUCUGGGAGGUCGACUUAGGCGAUGAGUUCCUUAUUAUUGGAGUCACAGUCACUGGACGAGAUAAAAAAAUUAAAACCAAGAGCAGCAUGAAACUAAGUGUGGACAAGAAGGAACUCUACAUUUUUCCCCCAAUAAAUGAUUUACUGAAGACAGAAAUAUCCUUCAACAAGACGAUAAGAGGGAGAACAGUGAGAUUGUCUCAGAACACAACUGUCCACCCAGACAUAUACCCGUUCAUUAUCCUGUGCGAGGUACAGGUGUGGGCUUGCGUGGACAACUACUACGGACGAGACUGCAGCCUGAGGUGUGGGACGUGCCGGGUCGGGUCUGACUGUGAUCCCAUCACAGGAAACUGUUUAAGUGGAUGCGAGGAUGGAUGGCAGGGCCCCAGAUGUAAUCACACUUGCCUAGCCGGUGCAUACGGCAGUAACUGCACUCACAGGUGUGGCCAGUGCAGUCAAGGUGUUCCUUGUAACCCCAUCAACGGCAGCUGUGACACAGGUUGUUCCGACGGUUUUCAAGGGGACAAGUGUGAUCAAGCUUGUCCAGGGGGGACUUUCGGAAACAACUGCACUUUGAAGUGUGGAAAGUGCAGUCGUAACAGUACCUGUCAUCCGAUAGACGGCAGGUGUGAGGCAGGUUGUGCCGACGGCUUUCUAGGAAACAGGUGUGAUCAAGUUUGCCCAGUCGGUGUCUAUGGACACAAUUGCAGUCGACUGUGUGGACACUGUAGUCAAGGUGAGCCUUGUAGUCCUACUGACGGCAGGUGUCACACAGGUUGUGCUGGCGGCUUGCUUGGAGAAAGAUGUGAUGAAGCUUGCCAGCCAGGAACCUAUGGCCAGAACUGCAGUGUAAAGUGUGGACACUGUAGUCAAGGUGCUCCUUGUAGUCCAACCAACGGCGUGUGUCAAGAAGGUUGUGCUGAUGGCUUCCGUGGACAAAGGUGUGAUGAAGCUUGUCCUGGAGGAACAUACGGCAGCAACUGCACCAGGAGCUGUGGCAGGUGUAGUGACGACACGGACUGUAUCCCGACAGACGGCAGGUGUGAGACAGGAUGUGCCGACGGUUUUCUUGGAGACAGGUGUGAUCAAGUUUGCCCAGCGGGAACCUACGGCAUGAACUGUGGUCUGAAGUGUGGGAAUUGUAGUCACAACACAUCCUGUGAUCCCACACACGGAGGGUGUAGGGCAGGCUGUGCUGACGGUUUUGUAGGAGACAGGUGUGAUCAAGCCUGCCCACCGGGAGAGUACGGUAGUAACUGCAGUGUGAAGUGUGGGAACUGUAGUCACAACACUGCCUGUAGGCCGACAGACGGCAGGUGUGAGACAGGGUGUGCUGAUGGCUUUGUAGGAGACAGGUGUCGUCAAGUAUGUCCAGAGGGAACAUACGGCAAGAGCUGCACCCUGAACUGUGGUCACUGCAGUCUGCUCCUUCUCUGUAGUCCGAUAGAUGGUCGUUGUCAUACAGGUUGUGCCGACGGCUUUAUAGGAGACAGGUGUGAACAAGUUUGCCCAGUCGGUGUCUAUGGACACAAUUGCAGUCGACUGUGUGGACACUGUAGUCAAGGUGAGCCUUGUAGUCCUACUUACGGCAGGUGUCACACAGGUUGUGCUGACGGCUUUCUUGGAGGAAGGUGUGAUGAAGCUUGCCAGCCAGGAACCUAUGGCAAGAACUGCAAUGUAAAGUGUGGAAACUGUAGUCAAGGUGCUCCUUGUAGUCCAACCAACGGCGUGUGUCAAGAGGUUGUGCUGAUGGCUUCCGUGGACAAAGGUGUGAUGAAGCUUGUCCUGGAGGAACAUACGGCAGGAACUGCACCAGGAGCUGUGGCAGGUGUAGUGACGACACGGACUGUAGCCCGACAGACGGCAGGUGUGAGACAUGCUGUGACGACGGUUUUCUUGGAGAAAGGUGUGGUGAAGCUUGCCAGCCAGGAACAUAUGGCAACAACUGCUCCGUGGCUUGUGGUAGCUGUAGUGGAGGUGAUGCUUGUAACCCCACAGACGGCAGGUGUGAGGCUGGUUGUACUGAUGGAUACAUGGACGACAGGUGUCAUAAAGUUUGCCCCGGGGGUACCUAUGGCAAGAACUGCAGUGUAAAGUGUGGAAACUGUAGUCAAGGUGAUACUUGUAGUCCAACCAACGGCGUGUGUCAAGAGGGUUGUGCUGAUGGCUUUCGUGGACAAAGGUGUGAUGAAGCUUGUCCUGGAGGAACAUACGGCAGGAACUGCACCAGGAGCUGUGGCAGGUGUAGUGACGACACUGACUGUAGCCCGACAGACGGCAGGUGUGACACGGGAUGUGCCGACGGUUUUCGUGGAGACAGGUGUGAU